GAACGUAAUCAGGAGGCUACAAUAUUUGUGGGAAAUUUGGAUCAACAAGUUGAUGAGGAAUUAUUAUGGGAAUUGUUUGUGCAGAUGGGACCUGUUGUAGAUGCUAAAAUUCCACGUGAUCGUAUUACUAAUACACACUCUGGUUAUGCCUUUGUAGAAUUUAAACAUGAACAUGAUGCUAAUUAUGCCAUUCAAGUUAUGAAUCAAAUUAAAUUAUUCGGAAGACCAAUGAAAUUAAAUCGUUACGAUCAAGAUAAAUCAGCAAAGAAUUUGGAUGUUGGUGCCAAUUUGUGGGUCGGAAAUUUGGAUCCUGUUGGAGUCAGUGAUGAAGGUAUUUUGAGAGAAUUAUUUGGACAAUUUGGUGUCAUGAUACAAAAUACACCAAGAAUUCAAAGAGAUCCAGAAACAAUGGAAAGCAAAGGGUUUGCUUUUGUAUCAUAUGACAAUUUCGAGUCUGCAGAUGCUGCCAAGAUGCAUUUGAAUGGACAAUACAUUUCUGGUAAGCCAAUUAUUGUAGAGUAUGCCUUUAAACCAAAUUCAAGAGAAAGAUAUGGUAGUGAAGCUGAAAGAGAAUUAGCUGCCAAGAGACCAAUUACUGCUCAACAACAACAA
This is a messenger RNA of Naegleria gruberi, 612 nucleotides long. RefSeq lists its product as uncharacterized. The transcript has a single exon. NCBI's taxonomy places the organism in Eukaryota, Heterolobosea, Eutetramitea, Acrasida, Naegleriidae. Gene Ontology annotation, cellular component: U12-type spliceosomal complex; nucleolus. Gene Ontology annotation, molecular function: RNA binding. The annotation marks the transcript as partial. Gene Ontology annotation, biological process: positive regulation of mRNA splicing, via spliceosome. The record is from RefSeq and is a predicted model, not a curated record.